AACUAAAGAGAUUCACUUCAGUCUACCGCCAUUAAGGAGCACAUCUUUAGGAGAUUUAGCAGAAGACAAUCCAUACGACUCGGAUUUUGGGACGGAUUCUCUCUUGCUACCUCCCGUCGGACAUAGUUAUCGAUCCAAUUCAUUCAGUUGUUAUGGUCUUGGGGUGAUAGAACCAGCACUAUAUAAAAGCACUUUGGAUUUAGAUGAAAUCCAGUGGCCAGAAGGACAUAUUGGCAGAUUAUGGUUCUCUUUACGGUAUGAACCGUCAACCGAGAAACUCUUAGUGUCUCUUCUGAAAGCAAAAAAUCUACCAUCGAGGACAGUGGGAACUGUAAAUAGCUGUGAUCCUUUUGUUCGAUUGCAUCUGAUGCCAGACGAAAGAAGGUAUCUUCAGUCGAAGCAGAAAAAGAAAACAUGUAAUCCAUACUUCGAUGAAACCCUUGUUUUCCAGGUGUCAGCUAAAGACAUGUCGGAUCACACUCUCAAAUUGACGGUGAUAGACGGAGGUCGGACGAAAAAACGAAGUGAGAUCGGGCACGUCACAUACCCUCUUAAGGAUUUGGAAAUUGGAGACGGCACGGAACAACAACUCUUCAAGAUGGAUCUGGAGAAGGAACCCCAAGAAAUAAGGUCAGAUUUAGGAGAACUCCUAGUCUCUUUGGUCUACAAUGAGAAUCUCAGUAGGCUGACAGCUACAGUUAUAGAAGCCCGAAGGCUCAAGGAACCCCAAGAAAUAAGGUCAGAUUUAGGAGAACUCCUAGUCUCUUUGGUCUACAAUGAGAAUCUUAGUAGGCUGACAGCUACAGUUAUAGAAGCCCGAAGGCUCAAG
Molecule: messenger RNA, 829 nt
Organism: Leptinotarsa decemlineata (Colorado potato beetle)
Lineage: Eukaryota; Metazoa; Arthropoda; Insecta; Coleoptera; Chrysomelidae
Product: synaptotagmin-15
Biological process (GO): calcium-ion regulated exocytosis
Cellular component (GO): plasma membrane; exocytic vesicle
Molecular function (GO): calcium-dependent phospholipid binding; phosphatidylserine binding; clathrin binding
Source: RefSeq, a predicted model, not a curated record